CCACUAAAAAUAAGUAUACGAAGUCACAGAGUUUACCGGUCCGAGUUGAUUCGAAUCGACGCGGAUUGGUCGCUGACGACCAACAGUGACAGAAAUCGACCAAUCAACGCACGUGCGCCGAGAUCGGCGAUUGGCCGCGCGACUCGCCGGUUUGAACUUUGAACCGCUUGAACGUAGUGACGAACGAAAGAGUGGAGCGGGGAGCGGAAACGGCUGGCAAUCGAAGGGAGGAGGUACGAUUUCACGCGUUCACCGUAAUUUUAAAUUACUUUUGACGAACUCGGCGGAGUCGCUGACUGGACAAUCGAGUUAAACGAAAGGUGAGCGCUGUCCGCGAGAGAUCGACGAUGUCCGCGACGGGUAAGGCAGUGCUUUACUCUUAUUGGCGGAGUUCCUGUUCUUGGAGAGUAAGAAUUGCAUUGAAUUUAAAGGAGAUACCAUACGAUAUAAAGCCUAUUAGUAUAAUAAAAGAAGAUGGAGAACAACAUUCCAACGAAUUCCGCAAGAUUAAUCCAAUGGAAAGAGUCCCUGCGCUUUAUAUUGACAAUCAUACUCUGAUAGAGUCUAUGAAUAUUCUGCAAUACUUGGAGGAAACUAGACCGACUCCUCCAUUGAUGCCGGCGGAUCCUGUUGAGAGAGCUAGAAUGAGAGAGAUUUGCGAAGUAAUUGUCAGUGGUAUACAACCAUUGCAAAAUAUCGGUGUUUUAAGCUAUAUUGAGAAGGAACGUAGAAAGGAAUGGCCGCAGCAUUGGAUCACUAAAGGAUUUACAGCCGUGGAGAAGUUGUUAUCAUCGAGCGCGGGCAAGUAUUGCGUCGGCGACGAGAUUACGUUAGCGGACUGUUGCCUGGUGCCACAAAUGUAUAACGCGCAAAAAUUUCACGUCAAUCUGGAACCCUUUUCCACGAUUCUGAGGGUAGGCCGUCAUUUGGAACACCAUCCGGCCUUCACUGCGACUCAUCCCAAUAAUCAGCCGGACUGUCCGUCCGAGCAGGCGAUCAAGCGAGGAGAGUAGACCCACCCUCUUCUUCUAUAUUUUUAGGAGAGUGAAAAGAAAUGGUUUAACAUCAUGUGGUAUCAUAAUGACAAAAGGUGAACUGAUUUAUAGCAUAUAUUAUAUUCGUAUUUCCCAUACAUUUAGAAUUGCAGCAAUUAAAAAUUCAGUUUCUAUAUUGUAAAUAAAAAUGUACUCUAGACAAAGAUAAAUAUUUGUUAAACAACA
Molecule: messenger RNA, 1220 nt
Organism: Temnothorax curvispinosus
Lineage: Eukaryota; Metazoa; Arthropoda; Insecta; Hymenoptera; Formicidae
Product: probable maleylacetoacetate isomerase 2
Exons: 5
Coding region: 348-1013 (221 amino acids)
Biological process (GO): L-phenylalanine catabolic process; glutathione metabolic process
Cellular component (GO): mitochondrion; cytoplasm
Molecular function (GO): glutathione transferase activity; maleylacetoacetate isomerase activity
Source: RefSeq, a predicted model, not a curated record